Messenger RNA from Labrus bergylta (ballan wrasse), 4888 nucleotides. RefSeq names its product BTB/POZ domain-containing protein kctd15. Gene Ontology annotation, molecular function: protein binding. Lineage: Eukaryota; Metazoa; Chordata; Actinopteri; Labriformes; Labridae. Gene Ontology annotation, biological process: protein homooligomerization. The record is from RefSeq and is a predicted model, not a curated record.
UGCGCUAUAAUUGAAAUGGCGCAUUUGGCUGCAGGCAGGUUGUGAGGGCGCUUUCUGCAGCAGCAUGCAUGCAUGUCCAUAGACGUCAUUUGAUUUUAAUGGCCUGCAGGAAAUUUGGCGUUACAACUCCAGACAUUAAGGCAAAGAGAGGGAGAGACAGAGGGAGAGACAGAGGGAGCGGGGACACUGGGGGAAAAUCACCGCAUGAAAAAAAGAUAUUGGUUCAAGGAUAUCUCUUCACUUCCAACAUAUUUUUCCUGCUGGGACUUUAUCAACAAGUUACUACGCCUUUCUUGCAUGUUGCCUGAGUGAAGGACUAUGGCAGCUCGCCUGGUUUUAAACUUUACAUUCAGACUGGAGAUGGGGAUGGAAAUGUAUGCCUACUAGCUGGAACUGCCUGGGGAGCUGUUACAUCAGACGAAGUGACAAUGAUUAAAAUCUGCUUUUUGCUGCUCUAAAUCUAUUGAGCGAUUAUCAGCUGCCGGUUAGGUUUCCGUCCCCCCCUCUAAAUCACAACUUCAUUACGAUCUACUUUUGCCGGCAAAAGAAAAAUAAGUUAUUAAAUCUGUACAGUCAUAAUUUCGGGAGUAGAAGGGUAUCACGUUUUCUUCCUUGAGAAAAUUGCCUGGGCGAGAGAGUGGAGUUGAGCUAAUUGUAGCCUAAUCCCUGGCCCAGAGGCGCUUGGGCAGCCCGGAGCGAGAAUUUUCUUUUUUAGCUCUGCUCUGUUAUUUAGAGACGGAUUAUUGGCUUUCUUCUUCUCAUAACAAACCACAGGGGCAGUUUCAUUUAGGCAAAAAAGCAGACAAGAAGCCGAAAUACGAAGCAGGAUUCCAACAAGAGCGCACAUUUUACGCGUAUCCAAAUAAGAGCAAAGAAGGGGAAGGAGAUCAUCUCAUCUAUGUACAAGGAGGGAAGAAGCAUGUCACGGCUGUCACUGACCCGGUCCCCGGUCUCUCCCCUGGCCGCUCAGGGGAUCCCUCUGCCGGCUCAGCUGACCAAGUCGAACGCUCCGGUGCACAUCGAUGUCGGGGGACACAUGUACACCAGCAGCCUGGCGACCCUUACCAAGUGCCCAGACUCAAGAAUCAGUCGUCUGUUCAAUGGCACCGAGCCCAUCGUGUUGGACAGCUUGAAGCAGCACUACUUCAUAGAUCGGGACGGCGAGAUAUUCCGCUACAUUCUCAGUUUCCUCAGGACCAGCAAAUUGCUCCUUCCAGAUGACUUCAAGGACUUCCACCUGCUGUACGAGGAGGCACGCUUUUACCAGCUGACGCCCAUGAUCAAGGAGCUGGAGCGCUGGAAGCAGGAGCGGGAGCAGCGGCGGAUGGCCCAGCCCUGUGACUGCCUGGUUGUUCGUGUCACCCCAGACCUGGGCGAGAGGAUCGCCCUGAGCGGGGAAAAGGUGCUCAUUGAGGAGAUCUUUCCUGAGACCGGAGACGUCAUGUGUAACUCAGUCAAUGCUGGCUGGAACCAGGACCCAACACACGUCAUCCGCUUCCCCCUCAAUGGCUACUGCAGACUCAACUCUGUCCAGGUGCUGGAACGUCUCUUCCAGAAGGGUUUCAGCGUGGCAGCAUCCUGUGGAGGCGGUGUGGACUCUUCCCAGUUCAGCGAGUACGUAUUAUGUCGCGAGGACCGGAGGAGUCUGUCCAUCAACACUCCCAUCAGGAUAAAACAGGAACCCCUGGACUAGAGCAUUCUGGGAGAGGGACUGCUAAACAAACCCUGAUGAUCCUUCAUCUUCCACACCCUUCCCAACCCUUCUCCCCUUCCUCAGUGUCCUAAAAGAACCACAACCACCCCAAGAUACCGAAGUAUUAGCAGAGGCUUGACUUGGCCAGCUCUGCAGAACUCUAAGGGGAAUGUAGAACCAAAUAAAGGAAAAGAAACAUCAGCGUUACAGGUUUUUGAUUAUGUUAUAUAAUGCCCAAAGAAUCUGGGACCUUGACGAAAGGAACAACAACGACAAAUGGACUGAACUGCAGCUAACUUGAACCAUUUUAGCAUCAAGACUGGAAGAUCUUUUUUCCUUGUUUUACUAUCAAAGAAAUGUCCUGACCCCUUUGCGGGCAACACAAAUGCAAAUUCCUUCAGUCCAAGUCUCCUCAUGAAACAUAGAAAUGAAACAAAACCAUUUCCUUUAGCAGUGUAUCAUCCACUCAUGUUUCUGUAUGGAUCCCAUGUUUUGUCUGAGAGGUGAUGGGUCCGGCCUGCUUUGGGACAAGGGAACUUUGGCAGACAGAGCAUGACAUGAAAAAGGACAUUCCAUUUUGUGACUCCCCCAAAAGACCCUCAAUUCCUGAAAAAGGCCAUGUCCCCUCACUCUACUUGUCUUUCUAUUGAAGGACAGGCCACGACGAAAACAGCCAAAUUUGUCAGACUGAUUGUUUAUUACAAUUUUCAUUGUUGUUUCUAAAGUAUGCUCCUUUUGCUGUUUUUAUCACGACAUGGUGUAAACAAUUAUUAUUAAUAGGAUUAUUUUUAAUGUCUCUUUUUCCUGUCUCCAAUAUGAAGGAUGUAUGAACGUUAUAUUCAUUAGGCUUCGCGAGCCUGUGAGGGAGCAUUUUCUUGGCAGUAGCUGCAGAAACUCAGAUGUCUUCAGGCUAUGUGGCUAAAGCGAUCUGGCUGGCAAUGCUUUCAGAGCCGGAAAAAGUCCCAAUUGUUUAAACGGCAAUGGAAGAGAACCUGGAUGUUUUGACAUUGUCUUUAGUCAAAUGUGAAGCACACAUUAAAAACAGUGCUCUGAAAUUUCUGCUUUUCAGCUCCAAAAUCUUGGUUGUCUGAUUGGAUUCUCUCUUACGAGUAUGAGCCUUUGUAGAGGAGGUUUGAGAAAGUUUGUCAAAUUGAAAUUCAGGUUGAAGUUGCACAGCUCCCAAAGUAUAUUGCAGUUUCGUUGAGUACGAAUGUUAAGACUUGAGGACCAAUGUGGAGAUUUGAUGUUUACCAGUAUGUCUUGUGAUCAGCCAGAGAUGUACUCUAAAUGCUUAAUGUUUCUUUGCACUUAAACAUUUCCUGCCCUGUUCAAACUCCUGUUUGAACCCAGUGCCCUUUGCCCAACCAAACUGUUAAUCUUCACAUUAACAUUAAACACAUUUAAAACGUAAAUUAGAACAAAUAAUUUAGGUGCCAAAGGAGAUGAGGUGCUUAUUUUUGUUGAUUGUACAACCAAAAAGGCAUAAUCUCUUUUUAUAGCACAAAGCUAAAGAGGACACAAUAGACAUUUGAAGGGCCCCAGUGUUUGUUCCCCCAGGCCUCCAGUCUUGACAGUUUUGUUGAGAAAAGCUCACAGUACCUUCAAAGUUUAAGACACUCUCUGUUUGUUUCUAUAUUGUCACUUCUAAGCCAAGCUGAUUUCAAUGCUUCUUCACAUGUAUGUAUGGCAGAAGCCAGUGUGAACUACUCCCAGCAUCAGAGCGUUGUUCACAAAGAGGCGAGUGGGUGGCAUUUACUCCAUCCUGCUCUCGUUCUUUUGGUCUUAUUCUCAACAUUUCUGGAUCAAAGACAAAAACAAGAAAGGCCAAGUUUUCAUGCUUUAUAUUUGUGUGUAACUUACAGAUGCUGUUUCUUCCAUUACAAAAGACAUGAUAAAAACGAUCAAUCCAGGCUCUAACGGUUGAGUUUAACAGGGGUUAUUUUUUAUUAACUAGUUAUUCAUUAAAAAAAUGGCUGGCAGUUGCCUAUGACCAUAUUGUCUUGAUAUCUGCUCUCUCCGGAUGGCUGCUGAUUAAACAAGGCCAAUGAGUGGAUAAAGAUGAGCUUGGUGUCGCUCCCAGUCCAGAGCCCUCCUACCCAGGGGGGGUCUCUCUCUCUCUCUCUCUCUCUUUCACAAUCAAGCCCAUCUUUGUUCUGACCUGCCAGUGGCAUGCGCCUUGCAUCCAGUCGCCUCAAAGGGAAUGGUCAACCAGGCCUUUCAUGUGCCGAGGCAUGUUGGGCUUUUCACAGCCCCCUCCCCACCCUCCCCUGCCUCCUCAAGGACUCCCAGCUCAGCGGUGCCAGUAGAAAGUCGGGUUGCACCCCCUGCUGCUGUGUCAUCCCCCAUUGCCCUGGUUUUCAAAAAUGCCCUCCUGGACCACACCGCAACCAACCAAACAAGCUGAUGAGUCAAAUGUGAGUGUACUGAGAACACACUGUACAGCCAGGAGACUCUGUGGCUGAUCCCCAGAUCUUUGAUCCAGUUCAUGUGAGGUGUGGAAACUCAUCUGGGUUAGCUCUUGAAGAAACAGGGGUAAAAAAAAAAACCCACUGUUGUACUGCAGCCACACAUCUGUGAGAGUUCAUUCCUUCAGGGAGGAAGCGAAGAAGGCAUUUUUUCUCACUGAUGUGGCAUUUUGGAAUCACAGAAAUUGGCUUUAAGCAGAUUUGUAGAGCUAAGGGGUUAUGCUUUUGUGAUUUAAAACACAAGUGACCAAUCAGACCUGCACAUUGCAGGAUUGGCUCCCUCUGUCUGCAAUAACCAAACUUGGCAACGCCCCGAACAAUUGACAGGUUGAUAACAGAGUUAGACAGGAACUGGAAACUCAAUAGAUGUGUCUUCACAAGCUACCGUUUCCGAUGACGGACUGGUCAAGGUUUCAGCCACUUCACUUGGCAUUCACUCCCCCAGUUGUACAGUUAUUGUAUAUUGAAUUAUAAGGACUCAGGGUUUUACUGGACCCUCGUGUUUUUAAAGAGACCUCUUAGUCCUCUUCACCAAAAGAAUGAAAAGAAUUCAAAGAGUUACAUUGUGUACAUAUGGAUUAAACAUUUCAAAGGGUAUCAUAAGGUGCAAAUGUAUAUUAUUUAAAGUGUUUAAAACAAUUAGACUGUGGUAUUAAAGGGCAUGUGUUCAUUUACAGUGUCUCUGUUUGACUUUUCUUGCAUAUUUGCGAUAAUAAAAGGAUGUACUGUA